ACACUCGCGCAACGGCGGGGUGAAGCAAGUACUACGUGCGCAGGACAGCGCAGGGUGACAGACGAAUAGAAAGUGUAGCGGUGGGUGUGGGAACAAGAGCUUGAGAGAGAGUACGGCGUUGAAUACAGCGGCGGCGUUACGGAAAGCGAGAAAGCGCGAGACGGUGUUCAGGCACCGGCGCGUCGUCUGCUCCGGACGCUGCGCUCGUUGUCGUCUGCUGCUGCGCGGCGUGGGCCAGCCGGAGGGCCCGGGAGGCGCAUGGUUCUGACUUUGGUGCGUGACGCGCAAAGUGUCUUUUCUUUUUUUUGUCGCCGCAAGUGAGGCUCACGGUCGACGCCUGCGCGCGCCGAUCGGAGCGAUUGUUGUGCCAAUUUUGUGAAUCGUCAAAGCGUUUUCUGGAAAAAAACGUUUUCCGAUUGCCCUCGGCGUUGUCUCCGAAGUGGUCUCUCAGAAUAGAGUCAUAAACAAGGCUGUUACUCGGCGAAGUUUGGAGUUGCGAGGCCUACAGAGAGAAAGAAACGACGUAAAAGUUGGCGGAAGUGGUACUUGAGCGCCGUCGGUGGACCCAGUGAAAGUCCCGGGGAGAAGAACUUUUCCUCGGAUUCGUCGAACAGUCGCCGAGCCUGGUGGGCGACGUGCACGCUGAUUCGGCGCUGAGCACGUCCAAGCUGGGCAGGCAGUACGUGGCCCUCGACUCGGACUGCAUGAGUGUCAAGAGCGAGCACAACCUCACCAAUGCGCUCAUACAGAACAACUGUCGCGCUCCCAUGGCGAGCCUGGAGUGCCUGGACGAGGGGACACUGUCCAGCGGCAGCUCCGUGCUGGCCAGCCAACCACCCACCAGACAGGUGUCCAUGUUUGCGCCACCGGCCGUCCGAUACAGAAACCUUGGGAAAUCAGGACUACGCAUAUCAAACGUCGGUUUAGGAACCUGGGUGACCUUCGGCUCACUAAUAUCAGAUGAGGUUGCGGAAGACAUCGUAACAGCUGCCUUCGACAACGGGAUCAACGUCUUCGACACGGCCGACAUUUACGCCGGAGGAAAGGCCGAGGUGGCUCUUGGCAAGGUGCUCAAGAAGAAGCGCUGGAGACGAUCUUCAUUCGUAGUCACAACAAAGUUGUUCUGGGCGACGAAGGGCGAUUCCGAACGAGGGCUGUCUAGGAAAGCCAUCAUUGAAGGUCUUCAGGCGUCGCUGGAGCGGCUACAGCUGAGCUAUGUAGACAUAGUGUUAAUCAACAAAGUCGACUCCAUGUGUCCCAUGGAAGAGAUAGUCCGGACGUGCACGUACUGCAUUAACCAGGGAAUGGCCAUGUACUGGGGCACGUCACGAUGGAGCACCGUAGAAAUAAUGGAAGCGUACACAGUGGCGAGGCAGUGCCACCUGGUGCCCCCCGUCGCGGAACAGACCGAGUACCACAUGUUCCACAGGGACAAGGUGGAACUGCAGCUACCAGAGUUGUGUCAGAAGAUCGGAAUCGGCACAAUGUCGUGGUCGCCGCAGGCUUUCGGCGUUCUGACGGGAAAGUUUGACGAAGGCGUCAACCUACUCUCAAGGGGCUCGUUCAGGCAAUACGUUUCCGCCGUGACGGACAAGGUGGACCGUCCGGAGAAGCACUCCAAGCUGCAGGAGCUCUCGUACAUCGCCGAUAGGCUCGGCUGCAGCUGUAAUCAGCUCACCAUCGCGUGGUGCCUGAAGAGCGAGCACGUGCACACCGUACUUGUGGGCGCCUCCUCGGUGGACCAGCUGUACGACCACCUGGGCGCAUUGCAGGUGGUUCCCAAGCUGACGUCGACCGUGAUGGGCGAGAUCGAGAAGGUGCUGGACAACCGGCCCCGGCCGGUGCCCCCGCCCAGGUGACAAUUGCAGGAGCCCUGGCUGGGCCCCAGAGCACCGAUACCCGACAGCCCCGGCUCGCAGCAGCCGCUGCCGCAGCAACAACAGCACAUCGCGCUCGACCUGGACGACCCGGGCCCGGCCGAAGACGGAGGCCGCGUGCAGCGCUUCUUCGCAAGCGUCGCGCACGCCUGUGUUAUCCAGUAGCGCUUUAUACGCACAUAACACGGACCCGCGUUGCGCGCCCGCGGGCGUUUCUCUUGUCCUUCCGUGCGCGGUCAGGUGACCAUACCUGUCGACGCGAAACCUUGAAGCGAGCUGUUUGGUGAACUAUACCGUGUUACAGUCUGCGCUAUAGCGGUGACGCUUCACCGUCCAGGUGCGGCUUCUGUCGCGUUCGCUGUCCAGUUAUUUGUCACCGAUAUCGAAAAAAAAGAACGAAUGCAAGGGCCAUACCUGUGAUCCGGUUGUGCACCACGUUGCAGCAAACCGUUCCACGAACUUCCGAUUGACGGACCCACACGCGCCCUCUGAUUCAAUGACGUACGCAAUGCAGUCAAACCUCGUUAUAACGAAACGGGAUAUAACGAAAUAAUGGAUAUAACGAAGUAAUUCUCGCCCCCCCCCCCUUCAGCUUCGUUAUAACAAGAUUCUACUGUACAUGUUCUGAUUGCUUUUUACCGAGGAAAAAAAUCGUAAGGGAGACAUGCCCAUCUCGCUUACAAUAAACGGAAGCGACUACUCAGAUACCGAUAACACCACCUGUGCUUUUCAUUGGCAUCCAGCGCGCAAACGGAUGAAGGCGGGAAGAACAUAGGACGAGCACCGUCUGUGUUUCUUGGGCCCUCAGCGGCCGAUCGAGUCGCAGGUUGUCUCUUUGUACGCUUCUGCUAAUCCGCCGUUGCGAAUAGAAUCUAAAGUCAGAAGACAUGCUUCUCAUAUCCACUGUGAAUGCUUGCCGUAGCUGAAUUGGACAAGGCCACUUACCAAGCAGCGAAGUAGGUCCACCGUGGCCGCAUUUACAAAUUGUUUUCAAGAGCCUUGGCAUGAUUAAUAUGUUAUAGCGUGUCUCUGCUGAAAAGCGCAGCUUUUAAUCCUUUUACUCCUUAUGCAAAGAUGGAUGCCACACAGGUUAAUUCAUGAACAAACCUGCAGUGAGCUACUUAUUGACUCUCUUUUUACCAAUUCAGUCUUAACACAUCUGCGUCAGAUUUAAACCCUGUCACUGCUGUUAAGCUUGUUUGUUUUUCCCGACGCUUCACUCUAUCAUCUUUUCGUUCGUACCUAAUCCUUUUGAUCGAAACUUUAACUCUCUUUUUUCAGGUAAAAAAAGUGUCUUGCCACCUUUUCUUAGCUCGAUAUAUUCAGGUUUGGACGUUCUGUAAACUUCUUACACGACAAAAUUCCUUAAAGUGUGCGUGUAAGACGCGAAGUAGCCACAUAAUUGUCUACAAAUGUUCGUACGCAGAACAACAGCUCCGCGUAAUUUGGAGGUCGAAAAGACCGUGCGUAAAACUAGAGACCUUGCGGUAUACGCGGAAGUCAAAGCCGUGCCUAUGCGCUCAAUACGCAAUAUUACGCGUCACUCCCCUUCUGCAACGUGCAAUUACCUACAGCCUAAUCUAGCAGGCGCUGUUUCGUUGUCGCUGGAGAACGUCUCGACGUCGCCGUAGAUGACGGAGCGCGCGUCAUUUGGGAGGCGAAGUCAUUAGAGGCGCCGGCAAUACGUGCUCGAGAAGUACGGCAAACAAACAAACAAAAAAAAAAGCUGCCGAAGAGGCUCAAUUAGCCUUUGGUCAUAUCACGUACAUAGCGUGGAAACAAUCUUCGUGUAGGAGAAGAAAAAAAUAACAAGUGGUAAGUAAAACAGUGGCGUAAAAUAUCCCGGCAGAUUUGCGCCGGCAUAUAACGUUCGCUGCAGAGCUCACGCAAAAGAGCCUAUAUAAAGAACGCAUCAGGCCGUUCGUACGCUGCUUGUCAUACACGGAAGCAGGUUGGUUUGACGUCUGCAGACAGCGAAUAGAGGGCUAUCGGAGAGCGAUAAAAGAAAACGAAAAAGCUAAAGAGACUUCCUGCAGAGUUUCUGGAUUUAAUCCUGAUUUUCCUGCCGAGGCCAAAUAACCAAGCCAUGUUACGAGCUUGAACUUGCGAGCUGACACGUCGUACGUUGUCGAUUCUAAUGCUUUCUUUUUUAUUUUUGUCUGUGUAUGCAUAUCUAACGACCAAGGAAAGAAUGACGUACUUGGACUGGAAGCUAGAUCGCACAAUAUCGCGGUGUCUGCAUGAUAAUUAUUUUGUUGAUCCGGCGUCCUGGCGUGCCUGGAAUGUAUAGUUUCGUUUUCGGUUUGUGUGCCUGGCCGCCUCAUACGAGUAUAACGAAGAGAAAGAAAGAAGUGUUGCGCGAUCGGGCUAGCCCGAAAAGGAAAUGCAUAUGAACAUUAAAUGUCGGGACGCUUUCUUUCUAAUCAAAUGCGCGUUAAUUGCACGCGACGAAGGAAUUUUAGGAAGGCGGACGCUUGAAUUGAUGAACAGCGCGCGAAAGCAACACCAAAGAAGCCCCUUGCUGCGGCAACGCAAAAUAACUGACACAUCAAAAUCAGCAUGUAUGUUGUCCUUGUUUGAAGUAAAAGCACGGAUGUUGCCUUUCAAUGUGUACACAAUGGGCGGUACGGUUUUUUGCUUACCUGACAGGAGCAUGCCACAGGACCAAUUCUUGCAUUAUACGUGACUUCGCUUGGCAUUGACGAACAAGAGAAACGACCGCUGGGUCAAACGAUGGCGUUCGUUACGAGCGACGCUGCAGUCUUUUUCACUCCCCGGGUUCGGUCGACACAGCCAGGGCUCAAGAAUAUCUCUGUAUUUAGGCGCAUCUCUUUGCUUGACUGUGUUAUUUUUUUUUUUUUCUCUCUCUCUCUCAAUCUACUUUUACCUCUGCCUAUUGUUCCCCGCAGAAACCACUGAUCACAUGUGUCACACUUGAUAGUUUGUUAUUACAGUUGCUUAUAUAAUUUCCUGUUCCGGUACUAAGCGUUACAAACGCAGUCACAUGACCCGAGUACAGUCACGCGCUGUAUUCGCCAUGCACGCGGUGUCCGCAAGGGGGCAUGACUGCAUAGCAUAGGAUAUGUAUACAGCCAAAAGCUACAGCUUUCACUGUGAGCUGUAGCUUUUGCAGCAAUUCGACCUUCUACAUCUCUCGGCGACACGGUCGUUUAUGUUUUUCGUGUCACCUUCGCUUCCGAUACCCAGCCUCAAUUAACCAAUGUCGAAUUUUACUCUAACGUGCUGUCUAUAUGUUGUUACGGUAUGUUUGUUUCGGUGUUUCGUGUGGCCUCCUCGCGGAUUCAAGAAACCGAAGCAACGCUAUACUACCUCUCUCUCUCUAUUUUUGUUUGUUUGUUUGUACACAAAAUGAUACCAUCGUUAUUCGCACGUUACCAUUUAUAUGAACGUUGCCACCAUUCUCCUACGCCGUGCCGCAACACCCUGUAUAUUGAUUUUCUUAUUUGCUCGUGAAUGUUAAUAAACACCCGUGUGAAUACAAGGUGACAAGUAUACAUACUAGACGCUUCGCUUGUAAGUAAUGACCCUCAGUAGAAGGUUGAAGAACUAUUCCGUCAAUAAGAAAGAGAAUAGCGAUACUUUCUUCCUCCGCAGCUUUUAUAUGGUGCUGCAGAGCAAACAAGGAAACCAUACAGGUAUGCACGCGAUUGAGUCAUUACACAUGAAUGAUACUGCGAAUUAGGUCUAUAGAAAGUGCUGCCGCUACAUAAUUAGUUAUAAGUGGCGCUCUGCAUGACUAAUGCAUGAUGUAGAAGGGGCAGUGCUACGGCAUAGAUACGCUGCAGUUACAGCAUUUAUUGAUUGAUUGGAUUGAUUGAUUGAUUGAUUGAUUGAUUGAUUGAUUGAUUGAUUUUAACGCUCCGAACCAAUUCAGUCACCCUGGAUCAUGAGUGACGCAGUAUAGUGAAAAACUGCAGCAACUAACGGUUCUGGAAACAAACCCGCAACCUCGUGUUCAGCAGCAUAACAGCUGCUGCGCAGCCACAGUGAAGCUCAGUAAAUGUGGUUAGAUAUGAUGCUGCUUAAUGAACCAACAUUUACUAGUGGGUGCAAUGAAAUUGUGAAGAUUCUGCCUUCGGUGUUUGUAAAUAGCUAACCACGCUGAAAAUGUUUGUCUGCAUUUCACGUUGGUGCAAUGCUUUCUAGAAUGCAGGUUAAAUCUUUACCGUCUGGCACUCACAGACUAUAUACAUAUAUAGAGUUGUACAUUGAAUAACGUGGCCAGACGUAUACCUUAAAGACAGCGUUGGGUGCGUCUACUUGUGCAAGUUUACAAUUGCAGGUAUCCGAGAAAAGCAGUGCUGUAAACACAUACUACGAACUCAAAGAUUAGAUAACGGAUUGUUUUACGUAACCGCUUGGAACCCUAUACCCGUAGGAGAUCCCGCAUCCCUCCAAUAUUAAAUCUUCAUAAUUACAAUGCGCCUGCUUGAUUAAGCAGAAACUUGUAACCAAGAAGGUUACGUCGCUUACGAAAGUUUAUUAACCAUGGUAGACACAGAGAAAGAAAGAAAAUUUUGUCGCAACCUGGGCUAAAUUUCAAAUUAUUUUUACGCAUAACGCAUACAAUCAAUGAAAACAGCAUUCAACCAUGAAUCAAUAUUUGCAUCUAGUGCACUUUAAGCGUAGCCGACAAAUAUGUCGAAAAAGAUAGGAAAAUAGCGAGGAUCGCGACUUGUCAAGCGUAGGACACGAGGAGAAAGAUACAUCAUCAUUACUGAAAUCACUUUCACGAUCACUCAAGGCACACGGCGUUUCUUCAGCGGUGCGCUAUAUGAACGACAACAAGGUAAUGACAUACGAGGGCUUUGGGCAAGGAGCCUAUAUCUUAUAUCGAGCGCCUACGACCAGAAGCAUACGAGAAAAGAAGCCGUGCCCGCAAGCCCGCAGCCGUAAAUCAUCGGCUGUUGUCCUGCAGUCGGGCGUGUAGUCUAUAUAUAAGGCACGCUGAGGUUUACAUUUACAUAUACGCGCCGCGCGUUUGUCAGAGGGUCCAAUUCAUUUUGCGCGUGUGUGGUUGCGAUUGUGUGCGUUACACGAUCAAAGCGCCCCUUUUCCCAUGCAUGGGAGCGCGAGUCGUUUCUUGUACAGGUUUGACGGAUCGACGUGAGUGCACGUCUAUGCUAUCUGUGUAUAGUCUGUAUACAUGCGCGUUCAGUCUAUUUGCAGGCUUUACUUUUGCUUGUAACGAGAGUUUAUGUAAAAGUCGUUUGUUAUCUAUGACUGUGGUGCUCAGCGAUCUUGUGUCAUUGUUCCACGUGGAAGUGAAUGUAUGCGCCCGCCGUUUCUGUUUUUGUGUGCGGUGCUUUUUGAAUGCUACAGCAUUUUUUUUUUCGUUUGUGCGUUUGAAUCGAUUAUACUUGCAGUGCGAAUAACAUAUACGAACCAGUGGUCGAAUUCACAGGACUUAUCUUUUGUAACAACUGUUUUGUCAGUUACCGUAAAUCUUAUAGCUGAUAACGCUAAUCUCUGCCACGUUCGGGCUGCGUCCGUUGUUACGAACUGCUCCAUAGAGUAAGAAUUGUUUUUGUGAGUGCGUACCCAGAUCGGUUCCUUUGUAAGAACCGGGGAUCCAGUGCCGUGCCGUACCUUUCGGUAUCGGUUGAUACCGGAUUUCUUCGCAGAUUCGAAUUGCAACAGAACUAAGCUAGAGCAGCUGGAUCUGUCCUUGGUUUUGCUAUGUGACCAUCGUUUGUUCCUUUUUAUCUGUGAAACAUUUAACUCCAUGCUAGCGUAAUUAGUGACAGUUAGUUUAGAAACAGCGUCCUACUUAUGUGGUUGUCUUCUUGAAGAAAGAAGUGCAAUCCUUCCUUGGAUCUCUAUCGCAGCUCUACAACUUAUACUAUAGAGCAUGGGCGACUUGGUGAGAGCCCUGCGAUAUCUUGCAGUGCGUUUGUCGCCCCCAUAUUUCUAAACUGCUGCUGCUUUUGUCUUUUGUUGUUCUUUUUUUUCUUCGUUUUGAAAUUCACAAGUGCCGCCAUACCGAGCUUGCAAGAGUAAGAGUUCAGAGGUCCAAGAAUAAUCCUCAAGGGCACUUUUAAGACUUAUUAACUGAGAUAUUGAUAUCGAUUAUUUCGCGUAUCCAGUCGAGAAUCGGUCUAUAUAAUGGUCCGUUUUGACGCUUUACGCCACGGUUUGAAGCAACACGCAGAAUACGAUCGAGUCGUACUCAAAAGUGUGCAUAGUGACAACCCGGCUCUCAAACUUCUAACAUAAAGCAGAUGAAAUGCUCUUAGCAUAAACUAAUUGUUUCAAAUGCUCGUUAAGAAAGACGCACAUGCCGAAAAAAAAAAUGUGCUUGCUGACCUCGUGCCGACUGCCUAUUUUCGGUUUGUUCCGAUACCUGUUUCGAUUCGGUUCGCACCGCUUCGCUUUGAUUCGAUCUGUGUGCUCCUUCGUCUUUGAUUUUUUGUUGGCAAUAUAACCCUUUGGCGGAGUCGCACAAGAUGAAACCGUUCCGAAAUACUAUUUUCUGCACCAGCUGCGAAUGUAAAUAUUGCACGGGCAAACCAUCUACUACAGCCGAAGUUAUCUGUUUCUGACCACAUACGCUGGGAAAGAAGGAAGGAGCGACCGCUUUUUUUCCAAGUGCCUUGUAACUGGCUGCGCAUCUAUCAUUAUAGAGCCUGCUGCUACCCGCUACUUAUCUUUCCUCUUUAUUUUCUUGGGCGUAAAUAAUAUUCUCUCUAAUCGGUUACGAUCUAAGAAUGCAGCGUUACGUACACCGCCGUACAAAUCAAUUAGAAUUUGUAUGGAUGCGCCGUCCAAUUACGCUCCCUCAUUUCGGUAACGUCACGGCGGAUGCGAAGCUCCUUCGAACAGGAACUAUGUUUUCGACAGCGGAAGAACAGAUGGCUUAGGUGCAGUGCGGCUUUGUGGGCGAAGCCUGUGCUGCUACAGUGCCACCGAUCACAGAGCUCGUCUGCUGCGCGUCAUGGCAUGCAGCCUGCUGAUUCAGCCACACCAAGCGUUAUGAACAUAUUAUUAUUAUUUUUUUUUUGCCAUAUCGUACACUUGCACAGCAAUUUCAAUUACUUAGUUAAGCUACUCUUCCGUGUCGGAGGAAUAUACCAAAAAGAUGCAGAUAUGUAAUACUACUCCAUAUAUAAUAAGAAUCGAGACUGUUUUUUACGUCAAUAAGAACAUAGUUAUCGUAGCCAUUGUAGGUACAGUCAGGCUAAUCUGUACACGACGCUUAUAGUCGCUGCAUCUAAAUCGCCCCAGGUGAAAAUUUCCUGUUGGCUUCCUGUUGGUAUUUAACUGAUUCCAGUAGUGCUGGUUUAUUAGCACAUUCCCAGCAGCUACUGGAACCAGCAGCUACUGAGACCAAUAGGUGAUGGAACCAACAGGUGAUGGAACCAGUAGCUGAAACCGAUAGCUGCUGGUCCCAGCACAGGGUUGCAGGCAGCCGGCCGACUCGUUACUCACCGCUAUGGAGAACAUUUCCAAGCAACAAGCUGAUGCCCGCAUGAACUUAAAUGCAUGUUUCGUACACUUUUCAACAAAUUUAGGGUUGAGAAAUAUGAAAUCUUGACAGCUUCGCUUGGCCUCUGGAGGUAAAAUUUUUGUAUGAGGAAGGAAAAAGAGUGCACUGAUUUACAGCGUAAGGUCUAAUAUGUACAUUUGAACAUCAUUCUUGGGUUGUAAUUUCACUAUGCUACGUCCUUCCCUAAAUGGAUCAGUGCACCGAGUUGAAAAGCAGUAAGUUCUUAACUAGAAACAGCUGAUCCUAACUCCAAGAGUGAAUGCUUGGACUAGUUAGUUCGGGUCCAAACAAAACCACUGAGAGCAUUGUUGGAACCAGCUCAAGCCUACUGAAAACCAGCAGGUUACUUGCAGCGUCCCAGGAGAGAACCAGUAUUCUGCUGGAACCAGUACAGAAAACUAGCAAGCACUCAGCUGGAACUAGCAGCAAGCCUGCACGCAGCCUGUCAAGACCAGCAGAAAACCAGUAAGCACCCUGCUGGAACCAUCGGCAAGCCAGCAGGCAGCCCGCUGGGGCCAAUAGAAAAUCAGUAAGCACCUUGCUGGAACCAUCGGCAAGCCAGCAGAAAACCAGCAGGUUACUUGCUGGUUCCAUCAUAAACCAGUACAAACCAGCAGCUCCCAGCAGGAAACCAACAGGAAAUUUUCACCUGGGGUGGCAUAUUCAUAGACAACCCACUGAUAUGCGUAGAAGAGUAGGGAAUCAGUGCCUCCUGCAUAUAUAGGUGCUGUGCACGAAGUUGCUGCGUACGAAGGUGCUGAAUUCUGUCAAAAAUAUUUGGGCCAACUUAGGUGUACUUGUUCUCAUGCUUAACUUUUUCGUAGCAGCCUUCCUGCUGACCGAGAAUUUGCCAUCAUAACUGCUUGUCGGCGAGCAGGUCGUCGUUUCACGAAACAUAACGCGUCCCCGUGAACUUGCUUAUAGCGCCGAGUGCGUUCUUAUUCGCAGGGUUUGGAGACAGCUGUGCAGCCGAACAUUGUGAGGAGAGAACGUGUAGAGCUUUCCGCAGUUCUAACCUCAGCUGCUAUCCUUCUUCCAAGAAGUACAGUGCGACAGGGUCUAAUGAUCCGUGGAUUCUCGAAUAAUAAACGCUUUAGAAAUGUUCAAGACGCCCGUACAUAGGCAGGUGUUGUUCAUACAUGUGUUGUUCAAUAAUUAAUUACAGUCAGCGCGAAAUGCACUCUGCUCAGGUGACCGAGCACAUUCAUUACUGCAGCUCUUUCACUCUGCAAGAGAAGGUGGUCGCGCACAGCCGUUCGCACAUAACUGCACGUAACUUGCCGUCACUCACGACAGGAAUAUCAGCCAUGAUUAAUAUAACGAACGACAAAAAUGUUUGUACAUAUUAAGCGCGGUAACUAUGGCUUGUCAUACUUUCCUUUCUCUAGAGGCCAUAAAGAUAAGUUCGGCUUCGUUUAUUUCCCAAACGCCGGGGACAUAGCAUAACUGAAAUGUUGGAGGUCAUUCGAUUGAUAUCCUAAUGAAUCCGUUUCUUCCGCGAAGCUGUAUAUACCUGUACGCCAAUUUGUUCAAAUUGUCCUCGAAAGAUUCAGUCGUGCGUAGCGGAGGCUUCUGUGAAGGAAGCUGUUUACGGAGACAAUUCCCACAUAUGGUAUAGACAAUGAAAAAGACCAUGACUAUAGUAAAACUCCUGCACUCUCUAAAAAAAAAUUUUUUUUCUCAUGAUUUCUCAAUCAUUAUUUUUUCGUGAAAAAAUGCAUAUACGGCCUUCGACAUUUUUAGUAAGCCCCGCGCCCAGAUUCUGCAAAAAACCUGUAAUUCUGCCUCGUGCGCCUCUUUACGUACCGCGACACUCCUACAAAUUAUAUGCAGUGACGUGCAAUCCGCGGCUUUCCUAAUCAUCUGGUGACUUGCAGUACGGCUACAUGAUCCGGUAUAUAGUUUUUUUUUUUUCUAAGUACACGAACCCUUGUUAGUAGGAGCCGAAGGUAAGUAACCGUAGGCACGAUGUUCCGACUUCGGACUACCAUGAGUACUGAAAAGGCGUGCCUAUUGGCACUUAUGCGCAUCCCUUUGUCAGUAACGCACGAAACGACUGAGGCAUUACAUGUAAUAUGCCAACGCCUAUGCAAACACGUGUUUAAGCUCCACUACUUGCUGCUAAAGCCCACCGUGGCAUACAUAGAUGUUAUUCUACUUGUUAUUGUUAUGACGACCUGCGCAUGACGCAGGAAUUUCAAGUCGUUUCUGCAGCACCAGUGACCAGAGCAUUCGUUUUCAUGACGUAUGUGCAACGUGUCAGCUUCCUUGACACUCUUCGAUACAUGAAAUCGAUGCUAUAUUUUUCUGUACUCCUGGAUCACACCCAUGCAGAACAUUGUGUGCGAUAUGCUUGUGUUCUGAGACCAGAUUAAGACCUUUAAUGUUCCUUUUUUAUAUGUGUGUGUGUGUGUGUGUGUGUGUACGAGUAAAACAUUUCUGUGCAGUCUAAGUGAUGCAACUUGUGUAUUCUUAAACUACCAGCAAGAGUGUACUGUGAAAUUACCGUUGCGAAUUCGAUGUGUUCAAAGCAUAUCCUUGCCCAAAGGGGCGCUAAUUAGGCAGUGCGUUGUCUUCGUUUACAGUGACGUCAUCUUGUACAGCUAUGAAGACAUGCGUUUGCCGCUGCACAAUGCUUUUCUUUUUCUGUACAAUGGGCUAUACUAACAAAAAAACUGCAUCCACAAGCGUUCAGAGCGUGUCUAAGUCAGCGUGCGUUGCCCUGUUUUCCUUCUAACGCACUGCCAUUUUUGUCAUUGUGUACCGGCGAAAUAAGAUGGAAACAUUUUUUAUGCCCGUGCCGUACAGACAUCAGUAACGCUACGUAUAUAGCGGUGUUCAAUAAUUAUGAUGCCUCAACUAUCGUUGAGCAAUCUGAAAUGCUUUGUAUACUUUCUGUACUCUCUCGACUUCUGAAAUUGCUCCAUCGCGCUGUUUGUGCAUGACGUCACUCGACGUAAUAGCAUACCGUCAAUUUUCGUCACUGGUAUGUUUUUCGAAUGGUGUGACUAUAUAUGAAGUUGCUGGUUUACCUCUCCACGAGAGGUGUACUUGAGAAGUUUCAAGUACAGAAACUUUAUUAAUUGGAGGCGCUAGACGUCAACGGCAACAUUUGUAAUGCCGCGAUGUAUUACUAGCGACAAAAGGGCUAGGCGAAGUAACUGAGCGGUAAAAUAGUGGAAUACAGUAGUUCGCAAGCAUAAACGAGGAAAUCUUUCUUUUCGCUUUGUAUAUUGCCGACGCUGUCGCUCUUCACGCUUCAUAUACAUAUAGUAGAGGUAAGUCAAAUGAAUGUGAAGCCAGCUGGUUCCACUUUGUUCGCUGCGAUGGUGCUGUCGACGAUGCGAUGAAAAGUUUAAUAAAGUUUUGACAUAUCAUGUUGUCCGUU
Dermacentor silvarum is the source of this 12772-nucleotide messenger RNA. RefSeq names its product voltage-gated potassium channel subunit beta-2-like (gene Hk). Bases 705 to 1859 code for a protein of 384 amino acids. Gene Ontology annotation, molecular function: potassium channel regulator activity; transmembrane transporter binding; voltage-gated potassium channel activity. The transcript is spliced from 17 exons. Gene Ontology annotation, biological process: potassium ion transport; regulation of potassium ion transmembrane transport. Gene Ontology annotation, cellular component: cytoplasm; voltage-gated potassium channel complex. The record is from RefSeq and is a predicted model, not a curated record. NCBI's taxonomy places the organism in Eukaryota, Metazoa, Arthropoda, Arachnida, Ixodida, Ixodidae.